Molecule: messenger RNA, 2364 nt
Organism: Anopheles arabiensis
Lineage: Eukaryota; Metazoa; Arthropoda; Insecta; Diptera; Culicidae
Product: putative fatty acyl-CoA reductase CG5065
Exons: 5
Coding region: 410-2041 (543 amino acids)
Biological process (GO): long-chain fatty-acyl-CoA metabolic process
Cellular component (GO): peroxisome
Molecular function (GO): alcohol-forming very long-chain fatty acyl-CoA reductase (NADP+) activity
Source: RefSeq, a predicted model, not a curated record
UGCGCCGCUCAGUCGCUGACGAUCAGUUCGCUCGUUUGGUUGUGCUAAAAACGAGUCACCCGCGUUGUGAGCAUUCGACAUUAGUCGUCGUCGUCGUCGUCGUCGUCGUUGGCGUGCCUUUGGUCGGUUCGGACAGUAUUCAGCGGGCAGUCGAAACUAGCAACAGUGUCUCGGGGCUACCCAGUUAAUCAGUGUGAGAAAAUUUAUACAUAGAAGAAAGAAUAACCAGUGUGCUUCUCAGUACCAUGUGACGGGCGUGUUGCUCACGGGGAAGCUUAGAAUCAAUCGAAUCGACUGAGAACACGGGGCGCAAUCGCAGUGUGCCAAGAACGGGUAGCGCCACUACACAGAGUGACAAGGACACACGAUCACGAUCACGCGACCUUCGCACAGAAGCACUUGACGACGGAUGGACGACGAGCAGCAGCGCUCGAUGGCGACGACGGUGGUGCAACGGGAGAUGAUGGCGACCACCACCACCACCACCAUCGCAGCCGCCGCCGGCAUUGCCGAAUCGUACGCUGGCCGGUCGAUCUUCAUCACCGGUGCGACCGGUUUCAUGGGCAAAAUUAUGGUGGAAAAGCUGCUGCGCGACUGUGGCGAGCUGCGGUGCAUCUAUCUGCUGAUACGCGCGAAAAAGGGCGUCGAUCCGGCCCAGCGCAAGGAGGAGUACGUGAAGAACAUCGUGUUCGAUCACGUGCGCGAACGGUACAGCGAGCGGCUCGGCAAGAUACGGCUGAUACGCGGCGACAUACUGAGCCCGGGCCUCGGGCUGAGCGACGACGAUCGCCGCGAGCUGACCGAGAACGUCGAGCUGGUGUUUCACUGUGCCGCGAACGUGCGCUUCGACCAGCACAUCCGGCAGGCGGUGGACAUCAACCUGAACGGCACGAUCCGGGUGCUCGGGCUGGCGGAACAGAUGCGGCGGCUGGUGUCGUUCGUGCACGUGUCGACCGCCUACUGCCAGUGCAAUGAGGCGGUGCUGGAGGAGAAGCACUACCCGGCGCCCCAGAAUCCGGAGGGCAUUUCGAAGAUGGUCGGUCUGCUCGAUGACGAUCUGCUCGACAUCAUAACGCCAAGACUGCUGAACAACCUGCCGAACACGUACGCGUACACGAAAGCGCUCACCGAGGACAUGGUGUACCAGUACCGGGGCAAGCUGCCGAUCGCCAUCGCCCGCCCGUCGAUCGUGACGGCCGCGAUGAAGGAACCGCUGCCCGGGUGGGGCGAGGGCACCAACGGCCCAACCGGGCUGCUGAUCGGGGCCGGCCGCGGCGUCAUCCGCAGCAUGCACUGUAACGGCGAGUAUCUGGCCGACUUUAUGCCGGUGGACGUGACGAUGAACGCGAUCAUCGCGAUCGGCACGGAGCGGAUGGCGAACGCGCGCAAGGAGGACGUGAUGUACUACAAUCUCACCUCGUCCGCCGACAAUCCGAUCAGCUGGGGCGAGGUGCUGGAAAUGGGGCGCGGCAUACUGAACCAGAAUCCGUUCUGCUUCGCCCUCUGGUAUCCGGACGGGUCGAUCAAGUCCAACUAUCUGUACCAUCUGCUGUGUGUCGUACUGUUCCACUAUCUGCCGGCGUACCUGAUCGACUUUCUGAUGGUGCUGCUCCGUCGCAAACCCUUCUUGGUGAAGGUACAGAAAAGGAUAUCGGCCGGACUGACGAUACUGCAGUACUACACGACCAAGGAAUGGGUCUUCCGGUGUGACAAUACGAAAUCGCUCUACCAGCGGCUGUCGCCGGACGAUCGGAAGCGGUUCUACUUCGACGUGAACGAAAUCAACUAUAAGACCUACCUGUACGAUUUCAUUCUCGGCGCCCGGCAGUACAUCCUGAAGGAGGCGCCCGAAACGCUACCGAAAGCAAGGAAGCUGCUGCGCAAGCUCUACAUCAUGGACAAGAUUGUGCAGAUUGGACUGUACCUGUGUGGACUGUGGUUAGCCUGGACGUAUCUGGAGGUUGUGACCGGCUCGAUUCAGUUCGUGUUCGACACCGCUAUCGAGAGUCUGCGCGGCACGACCGUACGGCAGGGACUUUGAUUUCAACGAUGUGCUAAUUAAUUUAACGAUUUGAGAGGGAUUGACAAAGUGAUCGCCUCUGGCUAAUGUGUGACACAGUUAGUAGUGUGUAAGUAACGUUUUUGGUUAGAUUUUGCCCCCAAUUCGGAUAGGCGGGGAAGGUAGGGACGCUCCCCCACAUUUUAAACCUGCACUGCCUCAACGACAAUUCCACCUUUUUUUGGGCCUUUGUGCCUUCUGCACGGAAUGCACCGAAUUUUCCAUCGAACACGAGGGUUGUGUGCACACAUGUGUGCUUAAAUGUAUAUUCUUAGCGUACGUAAUAAAGCUUUUUAUGAAACAAA